AAAAAUUUGACAAUAAUUUACUGUAAUUGGAGCCGUUUAUAUAUAUAUCUCGACAAGUGAGCAGUUUUCCUUUAUUAUGAGUUCAUCUCCAAACUAGUUUUCGUUCUCAGAACAGCAUGGAUUCCAACUUUGCUCUAGCAGUUGAUCCUCAGGUGCCCCAUGAGCCUAUGGAUUUUCUUUCACGAAAUUGGUGCAACUCUGCACUUCAAGUCUUCCAACCAGUGGAACAAGAUCAAUCAAUUGUUCAUCAAGAUAGUCUGGUUAAGGCCUUGGAGAAUGAUAUUAAAUCUCCAUCGUUGAACAUGGACAAGAGCUUAAAAAUGGAUGAAGGAUACCUCAAGUCUGUACCGCCAUGGAAAUCAAACGAUGUAAAGUCAUGGAUCUGGCUUCAACAAGCGAUGCAUCCAGAACUAAACUAUGAUCGAUGUUUCCGAAAGAGAUGGGACUAUUGGAAGUUUAUGCCAUUUAAGAACAUUUCAGUGAAGAAGUGGUUGAAAGAGAUAAGGUUGAAGAGAAAGGAGGAAGAUAGAUUGCAGAGAGCUGAAGUGCAUGCAGCGAUAUCAGUUGCCGGUGUGGCAGCUGCACUGGCAGCCAUUGCUGCAGAGAACAAUAAACAGAACCAGCCCAGCACAACAAAAGAAGCAGCUAUGGCUUCUGCAGCUGCUUUGGUGGCAGCUCAGUGCGCACAAGUCGCAGAAGCCAUGGGUGCCAAGAGGGAACAGCUCAGCGUUGUCAUGGGUUCUGCUAUGACCAGUACCAGUGCCAAUGAUAUCUUGACACUUACAGCUGCAGCUGCAACAUCACUGAGAGGAGCUGCUACACUAAGGGGAAGGUCGGGUCUCAGGGACAGAAUAAAUGGGAGAUCACCCAUACUCCCUAUUGAAGAGAACAGUAAUAUUGACUUUGACUUUGAAAAGUGUAGAUGUCUGCUUGCCAAGGGAUUAGAGCUUAACAUCGAAUCAUCCGACGGGAAGUGUUUGUCAAGAUCUGUCUCAAUCAUCCUCAACAAUGAAACAAAGGUUAUUCUGAAAAUUAGGAAGACCAAUGUUGUCACAGCCUUUGCAAGAACAAGAGAAAGUGUUGUGCUUGACUUGCAUGCUGAGCUUUAUAAGGACCCGACCGGCGAAGAUACCGACUCAUCAUACCUUAUUGUGUUGACAACAAGUAGGGGAGUGAUCAAGCUAGACAUGGAUGAUGAUUAUGCUUGUUACAGGAUGUGGGCUAUGACCAUAAAACAUAUGCUGAUGCUCUCUACUACAUUUAGAAGAUACGAACUCCAAUUCUACAGGAGUUGAGUAGUCCAUCAUGUUGAAUUUGCAAUCCAAUUGGACAAUUCUAUAAGCGUUGUUCAAUAAUUUACACUCCACACAUGGAACUCUAAGAGUGGUGUUUCAUUUUAGAAAUUAGGAAUGUCUGGCUAUAGUUAUAAAGUAAUUAUUUUUAUUUUAUUUUUCUUUAAUUUUCAUGAUUUUGAACAUACAAAUUUGGAAUUGUGUUGAACUUUUUACAAAAUGGGCCUAUGGAUUU
Molecule: messenger RNA, 1527 nt
Organism: Nelumbo nucifera (sacred lotus)
Lineage: Eukaryota; Viridiplantae; Streptophyta; Magnoliopsida; Proteales; Nelumbonaceae
Source: RefSeq, a predicted model, not a curated record